Molecule: messenger RNA, 1607 nt
Organism: Spea bombifrons (plains spadefoot toad)
Lineage: Eukaryota; Metazoa; Chordata; Amphibia; Anura; Pelobatidae
Product: indoleamine 2,3-dioxygenase 2-like
Exons: 10
Coding region: 234-1502 (422 amino acids)
Biological process (GO): 'de novo' NAD+ biosynthetic process from L-tryptophan
Cellular component (GO): cytoplasm
Molecular function (GO): metal ion binding; heme binding; indoleamine 2,3-dioxygenase activity
Source: RefSeq, a predicted model, not a curated record
GCCUCUGAUUUAUUCAGUAAACUUAUUCAGUCUAUCAGUAUUUUCUAAAUGUUUCUGCCCUUGCCUGUCGUUUAAACCAAUAUUGACAUAGCAAAGAAGAUUCAAUAGGAUCCAAAACAUUUAUAGUCCUAAAAUAAGCCGCAUCUAACCCAGGCGUCUCCUCUCGCCGGACCCUGCCCCUGACUCCUAAUCAGCUGCUAAACUCUAUUUAAAGGAAUCGGGAAUCUUCCUUUAUGCUAAAGGUUCGAGACAUCCAAGGGUCUGCAGGCACUCAAAGCGUGACGAUGGGGAGCGAUAACUUCUCCGCUGUUAACCUGGCAGACUAUCACAUCUCUGAAGACUAUGGCUUUAUACUGGAGAACCCAAAGGACACUCUUCCAGAAUACUACGAGCCCUGGAUGAAAAUUGCACAAAUUUUACCCCUACUGAUCGAAACCAAAAAGUUGCGUGAAGAAGUCCAACAGAUGCCGGAGCUAGGUUUACAACACCUUACAGGCUACCGGGAGCAGCGCCUGGCGCGGGUCAUCCUCAGUCACCUUGUCAUGGGAUACAUAUGGCAGGAAGGGGAGCAAGGUGCAGUUAAGAUGCUGCCCCGAUCCAUAGCCAUCCCAUAUCACCAACUAUCUCAAGUUCUUGGUCUGCCAUCAAUUAUGGUCCACGCUGAUUUUGUGUUGGCCAACUGGAAACGGAAGGACCCCCUUGGACCGAUGACCAUAGAGAAUCUGUCAACCAUUGUGUCACUCCCUGGAGGAGACAGUCUACAAGGUUUUGUAUUGGUCACCUUACUAGUGGAAGUGGCUGCGAUCCCAGGUGUCAAGGCUGUCAUUCAGGCAGUAAAGGCCAUGAUAAACGAGGAGAGGCAGAAUCUGCUUCAAGCUUUAAGGGACAUGGCUCUAUCCAUCAACCAGAUGAGCGAGGCGCUGCGUCUUAUGUAUGAUUAUGUGGAUUCUGAUGUAUUUUACAACACAAUCCGGAUUUUCCUCUCGGGGUGGAAGAAUAACCCAUCCAUGCCUGAUGGCCUGAUUUACGAGGGGGCAGCAGAGGAGCCGUUGCCUUUCUCUGGGGUAAGUGCGGCCCAGAGCUCCGUGUUUCACGUCUACGAUGAACUAUUUGGAAUUCAGCAUCAACCUGAGAGCGCUGACUUCCUCCUGAAGAUGCGUCAGUACAUGCCUCCCGCACACCAGGACUUCAUAGAGCGGAUUAAGAAAGUUCCUAAUCUGGCCGGGUACAUCCAGAGAUCAGAAGACCCUGACCUCCUAGCAGCCUUUAACCAGUGCAUUACUGCUCUUACUGAGCUACGCUCCCUUCACAUCCGCAUUGUCUCCAAAUUUGUGACAGCUGCCGGUGCACGGGCACGGACGAACCAGCUCGUAAAAGAGAAAGAGGUCAUAAAGGUGCAGGAGAGGGGCACCGGCGGCUCACCGGCCAUGGUGUUCUUAAAGAGUGUUAGGGAUACGUGUAAAGAGGGCCUCUUAAAGAGCAAUACAGCAGAGAACAGCUGAGAUAACCCUAACUAAAUGAUUUACUUUGUUAGAUAACCCAAAGACCACUAAUUUGUAUUAAUUAGAUCAUCAGAGCAACUUAAUGCUGCCAUAAGUCAUUAUCCA